Messenger RNA from Hipposideros armiger (great roundleaf bat), 1629 nucleotides. RefSeq names its product RNA binding motif protein 43 (gene RBM43). NCBI's taxonomy places the organism in Eukaryota, Metazoa, Chordata, Mammalia, Chiroptera, Hipposideridae. The record is from RefSeq and is a predicted model, not a curated record. Bases 138 to 1193 code for a protein of 351 amino acids. The transcript is spliced from 4 exons.
CGCCCUGCGCUCUCGUGGUCUCCCAGCGAGCGGGUACAAAAAACCGAAAGCAAAACCUGCUUUCGGGCCCCGCCCUGCCACCCGGCUCCGCUAGAUUCGGGCCGUGCUAACUUCCGAAGGCGCGUCUCUCCUCCGCCAUGGCAUCAGUUUUGAAUGUCAAGGAAUCCAAAGCAUCUGAAAGAACGGUUGUAGUUGCUGGUCUUCCGGCUCGCCCUUGGAGUGAUCUGUCCACAAUAGUGAAGAUUCACUUCCAAGAUAUUAAGAAUGAGGGUGGAUCUAUUGAAGAUGUGAUAUAUCCAACAAGAACCAAGGGAGUUGCAUAUGUAAUAUUCAAAGAACAAAAAGUUGCAGAGAAUGUCAUCAGGAAAAAGAAACACUCUCUAGCAGAGAAGUUUGGACCCAUGGAACUCACAGUCUCUUGUUUUUGUGAAAAGGUCUUCAGCUCUGUAAAAGCUAUUCUUGAUCUCUCUGUUUUUCGGAGUCAAGUCGUUCUAGAAACUCUGGUAAUGGACCUGCAAAGGAAAAUUCCAGCUUUAUGCUUCAGUCCUCUGGAUCGCAAUGGAAGAAUCUCCGUUCAAGGAUCAUUUGUGGCUAUCAAAAGGCUUAAAGAAUAUUUGCUAUUAAAAGCAAGUUUUCCUUUAGAAAAAAACAGGCAUUUUAUCGGUGAGGGGAAAAAGGGGAAUAGACAGAGCCCCAGAAGGAGUCUACAGAGAAGUCGUACCUCCCUGGAGUCACUCAGGUCCUCAGUACCUGAGACUAUUAGAAGUGGAGAAAUGCUUGUUCUUGACACAGAUGUUUUUCUUUACCUGAAAAAGAAGAUAGAGUUGUAUGAAAGCACAUUGAAAAAAUUUCAUGUUCUAUGUCAGGAGAGAGUGGAUGGUGAAAUUACCACAAUUUGCAUAAAAAAUGCUCAAGGUGGUUCUCUGCCAAACAGUGAAAAAAUUGUAAAAGAGUUCAUUGAGAAAUAUUCUCAUAGUCUUCACUUCGAGCUUAGAAAAGAGACAUUUGUUUUGGAAGGAAAGAACGAUAGAGAGAAAAUAAAUAUUAAGUUGGCAUGUGAACAACUAAGAUCGAAAUACCUUCAGGUUCUGAUUAAUUUUUAUAAGACACACAUUGAUAUUAUAGGAUCUUCUUCUGACACUUACUCGUUUAAAAAAGAGGUCAAAAAAUUAAUAAGGCAAAAAGUUAGGUAGUAGAAUCUCAGCAAUAGUGAUGAUAAUGGCUGCUGCUUUCCCUUACCAAGCAAUGAGGAUGCCAUGCAUAACGCUAGCUUUACACACUUUAUCUCAUUUAAUCCUGGAGACCAUCCUUCAUCGUAGGCACUGCUAUCCUCAUGUUAUAGGGGAAGAAAGUAGAAUUUGGGGAAGUCAAAGCACUUGUUUGAGGUUAUCCAGAUAGCCAGGAAUGUGGCUGAGGUUAAACCCAGUCUGACUACAAAGAUAAUCUCAGGUAUAAAACUUUGACAAAAACCUCACUACACUUUGAUGAAAUCUCACUUUCUCUGCAAUCCCAAAUUCUUAGAAAAAGAAGUAGCCUUAAUUCUAACAUACGAGAAGUUCAGAUAAUGAUGACUAUGUCAUUGGCAAUUUCAAACAUUUACAAAGUUUGUGUUUACUCCAAAAAGAAUAA